Molecule: messenger RNA, 3048 nt
Organism: Ananas comosus (pineapple)
Lineage: Eukaryota; Viridiplantae; Streptophyta; Magnoliopsida; Poales; Bromeliaceae
Product: pentatricopeptide repeat-containing protein At4g32430, mitochondrial-like
Exons: 1
Coding region: 74-2302 (742 amino acids)
Biological process (GO): RNA modification
Molecular function (GO): protein binding; RNA binding
Source: RefSeq, a predicted model, not a curated record
GCCAUUCUACACCUAUUUAUGGAAACCCAAAAUGCGCUUCUUCAAAAAUAAAAAAUAAUAAUAAUAAUAUUCGAUGCGACCGUUGCGACCAUUUCGAAUCCCUCAUUCAAAAUCGAAGCCCUUCUCCACCGCCCACCACCCGUUCGACGAAACUCCCCAGCGAACCUUCGCCCUCCUCCUCCUCCGCUCCGGCGACCCCUCCGCCGCCGCCGUCGCCGCCGCUCGCCAGGUCUCCGCCGCCUCCGCCGCUGCCGACUCGCCGAGGCGGCUCCACGCCCUCCUCGUCGCCUCCGGGCUCGCGUCCUCCUCCACCCUCGUCUCCAACGCCCUCAUCAACGCCUACGCCAAAUCCGGAUCCCUCCCCCUCGCCCUCGCCCUCCUCGCCGCCGCCCCGCGCCGCGACGUCGCCUCGUGGAACACCGCCCUCUCCGGGUUCACCAAUGGCGCCGACGCUUUAAGAUUCGCGCGGCGGAUGGCCCGCGCCGGGGUCCGAUUCGACGCCGUCACCUUCAUCACCGCCCUCACCUUCGCCGCCGAUAUCCGCGACACCGUGUUCGGGCUCCAGCUCCAUUCCCUUGCACUAAGAUCCGGAUUCGGAGCUGAUACGUUCGUCGGGAACGCCAUGAUCACGGCUUAUUCGAGAGGCGGCUUAUUAGAUGAUGCGCGUAGGGUGUUCGACGAAAUGCUGAUGAGGGAUUUGGUCUCGUGGAAUGCGUUGAUAUGCGGAUACAACCAAGAAGGGGACUCUGGGUUCGAGGCGAUUAGGGUUUUCCGUCGGUUGGUGAGAGAAAGCGAAUUGAGGCCCGAUCGGAUAUCGGUUGCGAGCGUAAUCCCUGCUUGUGGGCUCGAGGGUUUGAUCGGUUUUGGAUCCCAAAUUCACUGCCUUGCUGCUCAAUUGGGGCUCGAGGCCAAUGUUUCGGUGUCCAACGUUCUUAUGUCUAUGUACUACAAGUGUGGUGCUACAGAUCGCGCUCGAAGAGUUUUCGAGAACAUGGUUGAAAGGGAUGUGAUCUCGUGGACUACUAUGAUUUCUAUGGAUUCGGAGAACGCCAUUUCGUUGUUUACCAACAUGAGGCUAAACGGGGUUCGGCCUAACGAUGUCACUUUUGUUGCGUUGAUCUUUGCGGUGUCAACCGACUGGGCGCUAAAAGAAGGCCAAAUGAUUCACGGGAUCGCUUUUAAGACCGGCAUUUCCGCAGAAGUGAAUGUUUCGAAUAGCCUUAUCACAAUGUACGCAACGUUGAAGUGUACGGAGGAUUCGAGAAAAGUAUUCGAUGGAAUGCUCGAUAGGGAGGUUGUCACGUGGAACGCUUUGAUUUCGGGCUAUGCGCAGAACGAGCAAUGUGAAGAGGCUUUGGAUACUUUCUCUUCUUUGAUCCUUCACUUGAAACCGAAUCAGUAUACAUUCGGAAGCAUUCUCAGUGCGAUCACCGUCGCCCAGACCGUGUCCUUAACUUACGGUCGGAUGUGCCAUUGCUAUGUAAUAAAGCUAGGGCUGACCACCGACGAGUACGUCUCCGGUGCCCUAAUCGACAUGUACGCGAAACGCGGCAGCAUCGACGAGUCUCAAAAGGCAUUUGACGAGACAAUCAAUAGAAGCCUUAUCGGAUGGACGGCAAUAAUUUCGGCACAUGCGAAGCAUGGAAACUACAAUGAAGUGAUGAAUCUCUUUGAGGAAAUGAUCACCUCCGGCAUAAAUCCCGACGAAGUUGUAGUCCUCGCUGUUCUUACGGCUUGCGGCUGCAAAGGGAUGGUAGACAUGGGGCGAAAGAUCUUUGACUCGAUGAUAAUCAAGCGAAAAGUCGAGCCUUGGCCCGAGCAUUAUGCUUGCAUGGUGGACAUGUUGGGGAGAGCAGGGAGAUUACUCGAAGCGGAGGAACUCAUAAAGCAAAUGCCGGAAGGACCGAAGGUCUCGGCAUUGCAAAGCUUGUUAGGGGCUUGUAGAGUUCAUGGCAAUGUUGAGAUAGCGCGAAGGGUCGCAGAGCUUUUGAUGGGCACGGAGCCGUCAGAAUCGGGGGCCUACGUCCUGAUGUCGAAUAUUUACGCCGAGAAGGGGGAAUGGGAGAAUGUGGCGAAGAUACGAAAGGGAAUGCGAGAAAGGGGAGUGAAGAAGGAAGUAGGGUUCAGCUGGGUGGAUGCCGGCGGUACCAGCGAUUCACUGCAACUGUAUAAGUUUUCGUCGGACGACAUGACCCAUCCGAUGGCGGAAGAGAUUUAUAGAGUUGCAGAUAGUUUAGGGUUUGAGAUGAAACUUUUGGAAAGUGAUGUGGAAAUGCAAGUGAACUCCUUAUUUGGUCGAUGAGUUAAGUUGAUUCUUUGGACUUUUUAACAAUCUUAUGAUCAUGAUCAUAAUCAUGAUCAUUUUUCGAGUACUAUAGCAUCACCAUCUAACCAUGAGAACUCCAACACAGGGACUUACAAAGGUUGAGUAACCUGUCAAAGGUUAGAAAUGUAGUUAGUAUAUCAUACAGCAGCAAUUUAUUGACAGUAAAAUUAUGUACUGAUCAGUUGCAGCAUCAAAAUUAUUUUCUAUACAUAAUGGAGUAGUUUAUUCUCAGAUUAUUGUUUCAAUCAUACACUUUGCACCAGAAGAUUGUCACACGAAUGAGUUUCAGUUUCAAUUGAAGUAUCUAUGACCGACUAAUGGAAGUGCUGGAAGAUCAUCAAAGCAGAAGUGGAAUCCACCAGCAAUAAUGGUUGCUUUGAUAUUUAUUCAGUGCCAAUUUUCUCCUGGGAAGGUGGUCUUCUUUUGCUUCUAUAUAUAUAUAUAUAUAUAUAUAUAUGAAACAUGUAGCAUUUGCAAUUUUGAGUGAACCCUUCGUCGCAAUAAAAUGUAGAACCAUUGUUGCACUUUUCGCUAGUUUCUUCUUCCUUUUCUAAUCCAAUUCUUAAACCUAAGGGUUGUUUGUUUUGAUAUCAUUAUAAAUGUUAUAAUGCAGUGUAAUUGAAGAUGUAUGCAGCUGGAGAUUCAGCAGAUAUACUUGCAUCUGAUCUAUGUAGUUGUAAGAAAUUUAAAGUGAUGCAAGAAGAAUCUUUAUGUUUGAUUAA